AAACAGAUGUGAUGAAGCUGCUUAUGAGUGACCAUGAAGUCAGUCUCAUUAACAACAGGAUGCAAGAGUUCAUGAUCAAGUUCAAAGGUCCAACAGACUCUCCGUUUGAAGGGGGCACUUGGAAGAUCCAUGUCGAACUACCUGAUCAGUAUCCUUAUAAAUCGCCAUCUAUUGGGUUUCAAAACAAAAUCUUCCACCCAAAUAUCGACGAGUCCUCCGGGUCUGUUUGCCUUGAUGUGAUAAACCAGACAUGGUCCCCAAUGUUCGACCUGUGUAAUAUCUUUGACGUAUUCCUGCCACAGCUCUUGUGCUAUCCGAACCCUGCUGAUCCCUUGAACACCAACGCUGCGGCUCUUAUGAAGCAGGACAAAACAGAGUACGAGAGCAGGAUCAGGGAAUAUGUCAAGAGAUAUGCAAAUAACCCUGACUUCAAGAUUGAAGAUACUUCAGACACUGGCAGUGAGGACGAGCUGAGCGAAGUUAGUGAUUUGAGCGACGAAGAUGAUGAGGACGAAGUUAUCGACCCUGAAGAGGAGGAGGAGGAGGAGGAGGACGACGACGAUCAAGAUAUGGAACUAUGACAUACAACACACCAUGAACUAAGAAUAAAUGAAUCUUUGCUUUAGUUCUAGUUCCCUCCCAUAGUCAUUAGGUUAUCCUGCCAUGUGGAGUCUUACGAGGCCAUACCCCGGUAUAUACACAUCCAAACACCUCAACAUCUGAACACCCAGUUUAAACCAAC
Messenger RNA from Williopsis jadinii, 742 nucleotides. RefSeq lists its product as uncharacterized. Gene Ontology annotation, biological process: ubiquitin-dependent protein catabolic process; protein polyubiquitination. Gene Ontology annotation, cellular component: nucleus. The record is from RefSeq and is a predicted model, not a curated record. Gene Ontology annotation, molecular function: ubiquitin conjugating enzyme activity. The transcript has 2 exons. Lineage: Eukaryota; Fungi; Ascomycota; Saccharomycetes; Phaffomycetales; Wickerhamomycetaceae. The coding region runs from base 12 to 581 and encodes 189 amino acids.